UCGAAGAGAGGGUGUAAUAUUGGGACCUUUCAACAGCCGAUGUACACGAGGUUUUUCGCGCUACACAUGUCAAACGCCGGAUAACUUCAAAUCUAGAUUAAAAUCUCGCUUGAUAACGCAUACGAGGACCCUGUGUGCAGCUGAAUCUAUGAAGAGGGGAAUGGAACCGAAAUUAAUCAAAGAAGAGACCGCUGAAAAAGAAGCAGGAGGUAGUUUUGCCGAAACUCCAAGAACAAGAUCUGCUAAAGCCAACAAGGAGGCAAGAUGUAAAACCCCAGAUUCCCCUGAAGGCGCCCGUCAAGCACCACCCUCUCCCAAUCAAUCAAAUCAUCCUUCGAAUGGACCACCAUCUCCUUCAAACGGAGGAUCGAAUGACAGCUUAACUCCACCUUUACCAGCUUCUACGGCUCUAUCUGUAAAUUUGGAGGGAGUUCAUCCGCAGCUCCAACCGUUGGGAUGCUUGACCUCCGGGGUAACAAGACCUUUAGUGAAAGUUAAGAGGUUCUUGAGUACCUUGGUGCAAUUUGGCAAUGACAUUAGUCCUGAUAUUGGAGAAAGGGUCAAAAGUCUUGUGUUGAAUUUAGUGAGUUCGAAUUUGAGCAUCGAAGAAUUUCAUCAAUCCCUACAGGAAGUAACGAAUUUUCCCUUGCGCCCAUUUGUGCUACCACUUCUUCGAUCGCAUCUCCCUUUAUUGCAAAGAGAAAUCCACGCCAUUGCGAGAUCGAACAAGCAAUCGACACUCCAAUAUGUAAGGAAUCAUGAACAUGUUGUUUUGGAUCCAUCACAUUCUCCCUCAGAAAUGGCCGAUAUAUUCCUUCCAGCCGACAUGAACUUCACUGGAGUCAAACGGAAAGCUUCUGAAAGCAUUUACGAAAAUGGUUAUGGAAGUCGCCACCCAGAAGAAUUUCCAUUAGUGAAGAGGCCGAUGAACCAAAACCCUUUUUUCUUUCCUCAUCAAGGUCUUAUCCAUUCCCAGUCGCCUCUAUCACAUCCUCAUUUGCUGGACUAUGCACCUCAUUCUAUGCCAAACAAAAUAGAAGAUUCGAAUAACAACAACAGGGGUGACGAGGAGUGGAAAAACAUUCAUGUGAUGCUAAAUUGCAUACUCUCAAUGGUGGAAAAAACAAAAAGAGCUCUAUCCAUUUUACAACAGAGAAAUUCCCAAGACUUGACAAACGAUUGGUUCAGAAGGCAAGAUGUUAGUGUUGAUCUGAAGAAAGCAGCGAAUGAGAUCAUGAUGCAGGCCGUCAAACAAACAGAAGACAGGGUAGCUGAGGUAAAGAAAAGGGCUGAAGAUGCUGUGAACGAUGUGAAACGUCAGGCGGUUAUAGAUUUGCAGAAAGCUGUGGUUGCCGCUGAAGCAAAAGCGAAUGAAUUGAUAGCAGUGGAAAGAGCAAAGAUGGAAAAACUCAUAUCUGAAUCAAGGAAAACAGAAGAUGGUCUAAAAAUACAUUCAGAAAAUGUAGAGAAUAGUCUAUCACCACCUGUACUAACGCAACCAGCACCAUCGCAACAGAAUGCUUGUUGGAACUGCGGACGUAAAGCACACGAAACUUGCUCCGGCUGUGGCAUUGCUAGGUAUUGCGGAUCUUUCUGUCAACACAAAGACUGGGAAAACCACCACCAACUAUGCACCAAGGAAAAGGCAGCUGUGAGAACGCCAAACAGAGCAACAACUCCCAACGCCACCAUAUCCACAACCAAUCAUGUGACGCAACUGGAAACGUCGCCGAAAUUCAAAAAGUGACACGCGAAAAGGUGUAGGAAAUUCAAAAGAUUUUGAACCGAUUCUUUUCCUGAAUGUUUUCAUGGCAGCCAUAGAUCUAGAUGAGAACCUUUCAUUUUUUCCAUCUCAAUUUUGGUGAAUUUCAUGUUGUACCCACUUGAGUUCCUAUCGGAGAUAGAUUUAAUAGACGAUCGUUCAAUGAAAAAGAAUUCGAAAUCUCCAUUUGACAGUUCAACUAUUCUAUUAGUAGCUUGCAGCAGAGUUUCAAUAAUAAAUUUCUUGAAGUAUACGAGUUUACUAACUAAAUUAUUGGUCUUGGUGCGCUCCGUGAUCCUUUGACCUGAAAAUUAUAUAGCGAAUUGUAAUUUCCCAUCAAGUCUGUUAGUUCCUAUC
This is a messenger RNA of Harmonia axyridis, 2119 nucleotides long. RefSeq names its product protein CBFA2T1 (gene nvy). Gene Ontology annotation, cellular component: nucleus. Gene Ontology annotation, biological process: negative regulation of DNA-templated transcription; DNA-templated transcription. The record is from RefSeq and is a predicted model, not a curated record. NCBI's taxonomy places the organism in Eukaryota, Metazoa, Arthropoda, Insecta, Coleoptera, Coccinellidae. Gene Ontology annotation, molecular function: transcription corepressor activity. Bases 149 to 1747 code for a protein of 532 amino acids. The transcript has 8 exons.